AUGGCAGGAGCCUUCCUUUGCGCUGAUGUCCAGUCCAGGCACGGCGUCCAGUCCCGCUCCCUGGCAGGAGCCUUCUUCUGCGCUGGUGCCGAUGUCCAGUCCAGGCAUGGUGGCCAACUCAGCUCCAUGGCCGGAGCCUUCCUCGGCGCCGGUGCCCAGUUAGGGUGCGGCAUCGAACCCAGCUCCAUGGCCGGAGCCUUCCUCGGCGCCGGUGCCCAGUUAGGGUGCGGCAUCGAACCCAGCUCCAUGGCCGGGGUCUUCCUCUGCGCCGAUGCCCAGUCCGGGCACGGCGAUCUAUCCGGCUCAAUGGCCGGACCCGUGGUCUGGAACGUCGCAUCAUGCCCGGUGUUCAACCUUCCCAAGUUCUCCCAUGUCACCCAGAUCUUCCUCACUCUCCACUGGCUCCCAGUGGAAGCUAGCAUCCACUUCAAGACCCUGGUGCUUGCCUAUGAAGCUGCUGCCUUCGAUACUGUGAACCAUCAGAUCCUCCUCUCCACCCUCUCCGAGUUGGGCAUCUCCGGCGCGGCCCACGCUUGGAUUGCGUCCUACCUGACAGGUCGCUCCUACCAGGUGGCGAAUCGCAUCUCUGCAUGUCUGGCAGACAUAUCAGUGUGGAUGACGGAUCACCACCUCAAGCUGAACCUCGGCAAGACGGAGCUGCUCUUCCUCCCGGGGAAGGACUGCCCGUUCCAUGAUCUCGCCAUCACGGUUGACAACUCCAUUGUGUCCUCCUCCCAGAGCGCUAAGAACCUUGGCGUGAUCCUGGACAACACCAUGUCGUUCUCAACCAACAUCAAGGCGGUGGCCCGUUCCUGUAGGUUCAUGCUCUACAACAUCCGCAGAGUACGACCCUGCCUCACACAGGAAGCGGCACAGGUCCUAAUCCAGGCACUUGUCAUCUCCCGUCUGGAUUACUGCAACUUGCUGUUGGCUGGGCUCCCUGCCUGUGCCAUUAAACCCCUUCAACUCAUCCAGAACGCCGCAGCCCGUCUGGUGUUCAACCUUCCCAAGUUCUCUCACGUCACCCCGCUCCUCCGUUCUCUCCACUGGCUUCCAGUUGAAGCUCGCAUCCGCUACAAGACCAUGGUGCUUGCCUACGGAGCUGUGAGGGGAACGGCACCUCAGUACCUCCAGGCUCUGAUCAGGCCCUACACCCAAACAAGGGCACUGCGUUCAUCCACCUCUGGCCUGCUCGCCUCCCUACCACUGAGGAAGUACAGCUCCCGCUCAGCCCAGUCAAAACUGUUCGCUGCUCUGGCCCCCCAAUGGUGGAACAAACUGCCUCACGACGCCAGGACAGCGGAGUCAAUCACCACCUUCCGGAGACACCUGAAACCCCACCUCUUUAAGGAAUACCUAGGAUAG
Oncorhynchus gorbuscha (pink salmon) is the source of this 1365-nucleotide messenger RNA. RefSeq lists its product as uncharacterized. The record is from RefSeq and is a predicted model, not a curated record. The transcript is spliced from 5 exons. The coding region runs from base 1 to 1365 and encodes 454 amino acids. NCBI's taxonomy places the organism in Eukaryota, Metazoa, Chordata, Actinopteri, Salmoniformes, Salmonidae.